Aedes albopictus (Asian tiger mosquito) is the source of this 2446-nucleotide messenger RNA. RefSeq lists its product as uncharacterized. Bases 91 to 1782 code for a protein of 563 amino acids. NCBI's taxonomy places the organism in Eukaryota, Metazoa, Arthropoda, Insecta, Diptera, Culicidae. The transcript is spliced from 2 exons. Gene Ontology annotation, cellular component: plasma membrane. Gene Ontology annotation, biological process: protein localization to plasma membrane. The record is from RefSeq and is a predicted model, not a curated record.
CAGAAGAGAUGACAAAAAGUCACCCGGAAAAGCGUAGAUGUUACCGAAGCGAAGUAAGCUAUGACAUAAGGGGGCUUGUCAACAAACAAAAUGGCGACGGUCAAGGUGGCAGCGGCUUCUUCGGUCAUACAAUUCUUUACCAGAUCAACCAGAAAGCAUUCCGAUUCUCGGGCACGUUACAAGGCGCAACAGCUGAAGCAAAGUACGGCCAUCUUUCUGGAUGCGACCAUUCGAUCAACGAACAUUCAGGGACAAAAAUCUUUGAAGAUUCUCCGUCACAUCAUCAAGCACACGGAACGCGAAAUUCUGCAAUACAUUCCCGAGAAACAAAUGAUCCUAGAAUGUUCCCUGGUAUUGGUCCAGGCCUACGUAGCCCAUCUGAAGUUAUCCCGCAACUUCUUCGACCGAUUCCGCAGGCAACCGUUCGCCAGCGCGAAGAAAUGUUUCCAAUCGCUGAUCUAUCUUCUGAUUCCGGAAAUGCAGGAGAUGGUUAUCGACACCAUUCUCAACUUCCUGCAACGUGAGAACCUCUGGAAGGUGGAGUUCAUUUGCGUUGAAAUACUAACAAUGGUUCUGGAAUGCAAAAGUCCUGCCUCGCUGCUGCUCUACAAGAUCGUCAACUACGUCGAGACAUUACUGGCAAGAAACGAUGUCUUGCAAGCUCGUCACACAGUAGUGGUUCUGCAGAAUAUCAUCCAGCCUCAGUACUGGGACGAAAUCAAGCAUUCCGAUAUGUCGAAACUGUUGCGCUUCUACCACAGCAGCGCCAUCAUCGGAGAAUCCAAGAACCAAAUCUACGAGCUGCGGCGUGGCUUCGAAAUAUGUCUACGCAAUCUGAUCAGGGUCAUAAAAACUGACCAGCUGAUCAACUUGCUGAUCACCAUGCUUCCGCUCACGUUCGACACAAUUCUUUCGGACGAAGCCAUGCUGGAAUUCGGAACCACCGUUGAAUUCGCUGCAUCGACUCUGGCACUGUCGGAAAACCCUUCUCCGGAAGAAAUCCUCAUUCAAGAAUAUCUCUUGGCUUACAUCCAGUCGAACACCGCUUCUAAAAGCAUCCUAGCCAGUCGAAUCUUUGCGAAAAUUCUCGAUCGAGGUUGCAACUUCCUGCAGUUCAACACCCCGAAGAUAUUCCACGAGGGUACCUACUACGACAUAGACAUCAACCGGUACAAUCCAGCUCAACGGCAGAUGUUCGAAACGCACCGCCGAGAGUUCGAGAACGCCCUGAGCAAUGCCAUAGAAUACCACAGUCAACGGCGUACCAAUCUGGAAGUCUUCUACAACGUCAUCUGCAUGAUCUUGGUGGAGAUCCCCUGUGGAUACACGGCUUGCGCCGUAGUCUGCCUGCUACUGGGCAUCCAACGGCGUCUACUGGACACCUCGAACGGAAACAACUCCCAUUACAACCAACAGCAGAUGAACUGUAUCCACGCUACCUGUAUCAGUAUCAUGACUCUGAUCAACUGGAUUCACCGGGGAUCGUCCUUAACGGACUACGUGAACACGGUGCUCAAUCGACGAUUCGACCAUGCCCCUCAGUUGAACCCGCCACUGAAGGAGAUCUACGAGUACGCCCAGCAUCACGUCACCUGGAACGAGACUACGCUGUUCUUCGACGCCCUGGAGUUGCGCUACGGACUGUGGAAGUGUUUCCGGAUCAACGAAACAAAGAUUCCGGCACCGCAGAUGGUGUAUUCUCGGUUGGGCGGAGCGCCCGGGAGUGGUCGCAAGAGCAAGGGUCGCCGGCGGAACACCGGAUUCUACAGGAUUGGACUGUGAGGAGGGAUGGGGGAUGUUCUGAAGUGUUGUGGGGGACUGCAACUGUACUAGUUUCACGUGCAUCUUGGAAGCUGUAGCUAAUUAUAUCCAUACUCUUAAACAGAUUCGUUAGCGAGAUUCUUGCAAAACUCCCUGAUUCCAUUCCCAAGUUUAUUAACUCUAUUCCAUAAAUUCUUUGGUAAAUUCCUAAAAAAAGGGUGUCUGUCAAUUCGUCCAGGAAUUUCUGUGGGAAUUCUUCAGAGUGUUGCUCCAAGAAUGUUCACAGAAAGUCCUUCAUGAGUUCUUUAUGAAGUCCGUUGUAGACCAAUUUCAGAAAUUCUUCAAGAAGUUUUUCUGGAAGUUCGUCCAGGAAAUCUCCAGAGUGUUGGUUCAAGAUUUUUUUCCAGAAUUUCGUUUUCGAGUUCCUUAAGUAGUUUAUUCUAGAGCUAUACCAACAACUCUUCGAAAAAUUCAUCAAAAAGUUUCUCUGGGAGUUCCGGCUCAGGAAUUUCUCUGGGGAUUCGUCAGAAUUUUGCUCCAAGAUUUUUUUCCAGAAGUUCUUUUGUAAUAAGAAAGCUUAUUCUACAUUGAGCAUUCCCACAACUUCUUCGGGAAAUUCUUCAAGAAAUUUCUCUUGGAAUUCGUUCCAAGAAUUUAUCUGGGUAUUCUUCAGAGAGUUGCUCCA